UCACCAACGUCAUCACUCUGCGACCUAACGUUUCCGCGACGGGUACAGUACAGCGAUGGCGAGUGGUAAAAAGAGUGCUCCACUUUCCUCUUUGGCGGACUAUGGGGACGAUUCAGAGCCCGACUCUGAACCCGAACCAGAAGAGACAGGGGGGCGUGGAGGGGGUCUGGUCUACAGCUACGAUGAGGAUGACUUGAACCGAACAGAGGAUGUAGAGGACAAGGUGUCUGGAGAUGAAGACAGCAGAGAGAGCAACUCGGAGAUGGAAGAUUCUGACGAGGGGAGGGACGCAGAUGAUGUUGAGAUCUUGGAGACAGAAAGAAAAGACCCCAAUGAGCUAGUUGCUCUCUUCUCAGAGAAGGUGAGGAACAUGUCACCUGACGAGAUCAGGAUUCCCCCCGAGCCCCCCGGACGCUGCUCCAACCAACUACAGGAGAAGAUCCACAAGCUGUAUGAGAGGAAGCUUCAUGGAGACUUUGACACAAACAGCCACAUUCAGAAAAAGAAGGAGUUCAGAAACCCCAGUAUCUACGAGAAGCUCAUUCAGUUCUGUGGGAUCGAUGAACUGGGAACCAACUACCCAAAGGACAUGUUUGAUCCUCAUGGCUGGUCAGACGACUCCUACUACGAAGCUCUGGCUAAAGCUCAGAAGGUGGAGAUGGACAAACUGGAGAAAGCCAAGAAGGAGAGGACCAAGAUUGAGUUUGUGACGGGGACGAAGAAGGGCACCAACCCCUCCAGCACAGCAGCCCCCACCACCAGCAACACCACCACCACCACAGCCACAGCAGAGGCCCAGAAGAGGAAGAGUAAGUGGGACUCUGCGAUCCCUGUGACCCUGGCCCAGCCCACCCUCAUCACCACCACGGCCACCCUGCCCAACGUCGUCUCCGUGACAACCACUGCCAGCGGUACCAAAACCACAGUCAUCUCUGCAGUGGGCACCAUUCUGAAGAAGGCGAAGCAGUGAUGGAGCAGGGGGCGGAGCUACUGAUCCCCAACAGAGACUGACGUAAACACCUGGAACACCUGUGUUCUCUUUCACUCAGUAUACACGUGACGAGACGCAGCGUGAGGACAAACGACCUGAGGACUCUACAGACACUUCCUGCUCCACCUGGACCAGACUCAGACCUCCUGCUCCACCUGGACCAGACUCAGACCCCCUGCUCCACCUGGACCAGACUCAGACCUCCUGCCUUCUGUCUCUGGGACAGUGUGAUGGCUGCUGUUUUUCAUCUUCCUGUUUAUUAGUUUAACAUGAAUGUGACCUGGUUCAGUAAGAAAACGACUCUGACUCAGUUCUGGUAGAAACAUCUGAACAAAGUUUAUUUUUAUAUCACACUCGUAGUUCAGUGUUUUCAUGUCUCCGCGUUUUCAGCUCUGUGUUGUAGCUCAACGUGUCGUUCUUCAGAUGUUUUUUUUUUCCUUCAGAUUCAGAUUUUUUUACACUUGUACAUAUGUGUUGAUGAUGGUGAAUAAAUGGAUCAGAUGUUGCCUUUUCAGAUGGA
Seriola aureovittata is the source of this 1511-nucleotide messenger RNA. It is a transcript of the gene sap30bp, whose product is annotated as SAP30 binding protein. NCBI's taxonomy places the organism in Eukaryota, Metazoa, Chordata, Actinopteri, Carangiformes, Carangidae. Gene Ontology annotation, cellular component: nucleus. The transcript has 10 exons. The record is from RefSeq and is a predicted model, not a curated record. Gene Ontology annotation, biological process: regulation of DNA-templated transcription. The coding region runs from base 56 to 970 and encodes 304 amino acids.